UCGAUCGUUGCUUGAUUAGUUUGUGUGCUGCCGUUGAUGUGGUACUGACUGCCUAGUUUGACGUCGGAAAGUUCAAAAGAGUUCGCCAGCACAGCAACGACCGUCAUCAUGUGCAGCAAAAACAACUUCGAGGUCUUGAUGGAGAAAAUCAAUACGGGUAUACCAACGUGUCCGAUCAAUUUGGACACGUUACGCACUCGGUUGCCAGAUAUUGGCAGCUGGCGAUUACCCCACGUAUGUAAGGAAGCUGUAACCAGUAAUAAUAAUAAUAACAACAAUAACAACAACGACACAACAGCUGGAAGCGGCCUUGAAGGAGGAACCACCGGAAACUACAGUACCAACCUUACGACGGCGGCGUCGGACGCCUUCUAUCAGCCCCAGUCGCUGGGGGCUCUAUCCACCGUGACGGCAUCGACGACCGUCACCAGUUGUGGAUCAGCCCUGGGGACAGCGACAACCCAGCAGCCACUUCCGCAACAGCACUUUCAUCAGCUUGCACAGCAGCAGCAGCAGCACCAGACCAGUUUGCACAAGUUCUACAAGGCGCACAAAAAGAUGCCGGCAUUUCGGGGACGGAGAGGCUGGUGCGGGUGUUUGCAGGAUGACGAACCACCCGAAAUCUGCGUGGUCGAGGGUGUUUUCUCCCUGCAAACACUCACCCCCACCCAGCCGAUGCCGGCCAUCGACGAGCUGGACAGCAAAUUUGCCGAACUUGUCGAGGAACUCGAUCUCACCGCACCGAACAAGGCCGCGAUGCUCAGUUUGCCACCGCAGAAGAAGUGGCAAAUCUACUGCUCUCGCAAGAGCCCGCUGGACGCGACCGGUCCGAACGGAGCCCCACUGCCGGGUGCCACACUCCCUCCCACACCCGAGCACUACAUCGAACGACUGAAGGAUAUGGCGGUGCAGCUAAAAACCUCCUCACCGGACGAAUCUCCCUUGCACGAGUACAGCCCGAAGAUCGAGUCGCACACGGCCCUGUUCGAUGCGCUGAAGACGGCUCUGCGCACAUCGGCGCAUAGUUUCGUGAUUCGGUUCAUCGAACUUCAGGGACUGCCGGCGCUACUCGAACUGCUCCAGGCGCUGGAUAUCCGAGUGGCCAACAGUCCACUACACACUAGUCUGAUCGGGUGCAUCAAGGCGCUGAUGAACAACUCGACCGGUCGUUCGCACGUGCUAGCCCAUCCCACCGGGAUCGACACGAUCGCUCGUUCGCUGGCGGCAGAUAACAUCAAGACCAAAAUCGCCGCACUGGAAAUUCUCGGUGCCGUCUGUUUGGUCCCAGGUGGCCACAAGAAAGUGCUCACGGCAAUGCUCAACUAUCAGGAGUAUGCCGCCGAGCGGGCUCGCUUCCAGGGCAUCGUAAACGAUCUGGACCGAUCGACCGGUGCCUACCGGGACGACGUGAAUCUCAAGACAGCCAUCAUGUCAUUCAUCAACGCAGUACUGAACUACGGUCCUGGACAGGAGAAUCUCGAGUUCAGGUUGCACCUGAGGUACGAGUUUCUGAUGCUCGGUAUUCAACCAGUGAUUGAUAAGCUGCGAAAGCACGAAAAUGAUACAUUGAAUCGGCAUUUGGACUUCUUCGAGAUGGUUAGAAACGAAGACGAGAAGGAACUGGCCAGAAAGUUUGGCCACGAACAUGUAGAUACGAAAAGUGCAAACGCAAUGUUCGACCUGCUGAGACGGAAGCUUAGUCAUUCAACUGCUUAUCCUCAUCUGUUGAGUCUUCUGCAGCACAUGCUGAUGCUUCCGCAAGCAGGAUCUAAUGCACAACACUGGUUGAUGUUUGAUCGAGUGGUUCAGCAAAUCGUACUGCAGCAGGAGGAACGACCUUCUAGUGAAAUUGAUCCAGAUCAGGACAAGUUUUCCGAAUCUUCUUUCAAGGUUCAGGAUCCUGACAUCGCACCACUUCAUAUCGAUGUGAGAAAAAUAGUCAAACUUUUAGUCAAAGAAGAAGAAUUGGUUGCCGCCAGAAGUCGAGCCGAAGAUCUUGAGAAGGAAAACUCGGAAAUCAAUGGGAAACUAGCCAAAAAAGAGCAAGAACUAGAUCUGCGAACGCAGGAGAAGGAAGACCUGGAAACAUCGUUAGCACGCAUGCGCGAACGCCUGGAAAAGGAAAGCUCUAACCACUCGCAGGCCGUUCAGCGAGCGCUGAAUGCAGAAAUGCGUGUCGAAGAUUUGCAGCACCGAUUCGUCAGCGAGCAGCAGGAACGAGUUCGCCUGGAGCGACUAGUCACUGAGGGAAGCAUCCCGGACGAUCAGAAGGUCGCCGGUCUGCAGGGAUGCAACGGACCGGUUUCACCUCCGCCACCACCACCGCCAUGCAAGCUUCCUCCUCCGCCUCCGCCAAUGAUGGCAGCACCACCGCCUCCCCCAGCACCCGGUGGCAUGCCAAAGAUCUCCAACCAGAACCUAUCCAGCAUGCCGGCACCACCCAAGAUGGAAGCUCCGAAGAAGAAUGUUCCCCAGCCGGCCAAUCCUCUGAAGAGUUUUAACUGGUCCAAGCUGCCGGACAGUAAACUGCAGGGCACCGUGUGGAGUGAGCUGGACGACACCAAGUGGUACAACAGCAUCGAACUGGAGUCUAUCGAUAAACUGUUUUCGGCUUAUCAGAAGAAUGGCGUGGCGUAUAAUUUCCCAUUCCAGAACGACGGUUCCAUCGAGGAUCUGCGCCUGAUUGGAAAGAACAAGACGAAAAUUCUUUCGGUUAUCGACGGACGGCGGGCGCAGAACUGCACGAUUCUGCUUAGCAAGCUGAAGAUGAGCGACGAGGAGAUCUCAAAGGCCAUUCUAUCGAUGGACUCCAACGAACAGCUACCGAUCGACAUGGUCGAACAGCUGCUCAAGUUCACCCCGUCGGCCGAGGAGCGCGCCCUGCUGGACGAACAUUCCGAGGAUAUUGACUCGCUCGCCCGAGCGGAUCGAUUCCUGUACGAAAUUUCGAAAAUACCUCACUACGAGCAACGUCUGCGUAGUCUGCACUACAAGAAACGCUUCCAGCUGACGGUGAGCGACCUCUCGCCACGAAUCGCCAACGUAAUGGAAGCAUCACGGGAGGUAGCUCGUUCGCGACGGCUACGCAAGCUGCUUGAACUGGUUCUCGCUCUGGGUAACUACAUGAACCGGGGUGCCCGUGGCAAUGCUUCCGGUUUCCGAUUAGCUUCACUCAACCGGCUGGCGGACACCAAGAGCAGUGCAGCCAAGGGUACUACUCUGUUGCACUAUCUGGUGCAGAUCAUUGAGAAGAAGUUUAAGGAUAUUCUGCUGCUGGAGGAGGAUCUGCCCCACGUUAAGGAAGCUUCGAAGGUAUCGCUCGGUGAAAUGGACAAGGACAUAUCGAUGCUGCGAGCUGGACUGGCUGAGGUGAAUCGGGAAAUUGAAUUCCAUCGGAGCAGUGGUGUUCCGCAGUCUGGCGAUCGGUUUUUGCCGGUAAUGCGGGAAUUCCAUGCGCAGGCAUCGGUGCGAUUUGCAGAACUGGAGGAUCAAUUCCAGGAUAUGAAGACGAGAUUUGACCGUGCGGUUAGAUUGUUCGGGGAAGAUGGUUCAGUUGUUCAACCGGAUGAAUUCUUCGGUAUCUUUGAUGGAUUUUUGUCAGCGCUGAUGGAAGCCAAACAGGAUAAUGAAAACUUCCGGAGGCGACAGGAGGAAGAGGAAAAGCGAGCCAAACAAGAAGCUGAGCUCAAAAAACGCACCAUCGAGCGUAAAUCGAAGGAAGGUCUGCUGAACUCGGUGGCAAAGAAUCUCGGUUUGAAAGUAUCGAAACCAUCCACAAACGGGGCCUCGAACGGAGGCAGUCCGGUGGCCGACCCGAAUAACAAGGGCGAGUUUGACGACCUCAUAUCUGCUCUUCGAACCGGGGACGUAUUUGGCGAGGAUAUGGCCAAAUUCAAGCGAUCGCGCAAAACUCGUCUUGGGCCGAGCAAUGGCAGUAAUAAUACAUCACCGCCACGAAGUCGGAACAGCGCCGGGCGGGAAGACAGCCGCGAACGGACGGGCGUUGUCAACAGACGACAAUAGAUGAAAGAUAAUCUAGAAUGUGUAGUAACUUUGUUUGGACUUUUGUUUCGAAGGAAACAUGAUUUGUGUAGCAUAUUUCGGUUCGUCUUUAUUCGGAACUUUGUGUUUUUUGUGUAAAUUUGUAAAAGUGAAAGAGACCAAAAAUUGUGAGUGAAGCUCAAAAACGUUGUAAUAAUAGGAAACUACAAUAGAAACCGUAGAUAAUACGAAAUGUUCUGGUUAUUCCAUUAGAGACUGUUUUAAACACACCGAAGAAAAUAUAUAAACGCAUACAACAAAUUUUUGAACAUGUUUUACGAUCAGAUCAGCCACUUUGCAACUGACGCAUUAUAUACACCCCCGGCAGAAGGAAAUAGCCUACCAGUAAACAUAAGCGAAACUCAUCUCGAUAGACAUAUAUAUGUAGUUAAGAGAAUCAUCAUUCGUAGAAAACUUAAUGCAUCGUACAGUUUUACCGAACCUUCAAGCAGCCAGAAGCAAUCGUUUUAGUUACCAAUGAUUUAUCCUUCGCGCAAGCAAUGCUUCCUAUAACCACGGUAUUAGUUACGUCUAGGAGACUGUGUAAAAUACGUAUCACUUGCAUCUGUUCCGCCGCCCUACUCGCAACCGGCGAUUGUUGUCUUAAUUAAAAAAAGAAUUUCUUAUGUAUUUAUUUAACCUUACCCUUAACUCAAGUAUUCUUUCUAGUGACAUUUAUAUACGCAUAUCUCUUCCUUUACUGGCAAGGUCUCAGUUGCUCCCUAACCUAGGGAUUCUCUGUAUAUAAUCUAGAAAUUGGUAAUCGAUAAUCGAUAAAAAUAAUCUCAACAAAAAAGAAUAAAAAACCCGUUGAAAUUUUCCAAAUAUGAUAGUAAUGUUUUCCCCGGUUUAAAACUUACGAGUACGAGCGAAAUCAUUGUUUUAACCAACACAAUAUAAGCACCGUGCAUCAAUCUGUGACCCAAAAUCAUACCAGCUUCCCCGAUUUUAAAACUAAAAAUCAAAGUAUAAGUAGCUGUCUCCUGUUUCGAACUUUUCUUUGUUACUGACCCAAAAAAUGGCAAUAAGUCGAUCGAUAAUAUCACGUAACCAUUUUAGUCAUGAUAAGAAAAAGACGAAAGGAUAUAAUGGAUUGCACAACUAGCGAAUCUCACAAAUAACAUCAAUCACAAAUUUUAUUACUCAAGAUAAACAAGGGCCUGAGAAAAGCGACACAAGAUUUUGAGCUCGUUUUUUUUAUAAAAUCCGAUGUGACAUACACAUUCAUAACACUUUUCAAGAGCACAUCAAGGAUUUUUUUUACGAUAACGGACCCCCAACUCAAUGCAAAAUAAUCUAUAUAGAUGUUGCUUAACGGUAUCCAAAACUCACACAGGUUAGAUCUGUUAAUCGUUCAUUUUAAACGUAGACGAAAGAGUUAGGCGAACUGAUUACCAAAUGAGUAAAGAUUCGAGGUUGGAGUUGUUUCUCGAAAGUGAGAAACAAAUGCCAACCAACCAUCGAUUGUACCCUCAUUAUGAAACGGACGGAUGGAAAAUUGAUAAUAUAUAUAGAAUGUAUACAGUAAAUACGAUGAGAGCGUCGAAUAAAUUUGUCGGAAAAUA
Molecule: messenger RNA, 5606 nt
Organism: Topomyia yanbarensis
Lineage: Eukaryota; Metazoa; Arthropoda; Insecta; Diptera; Culicidae
Gene: DAAM
Product: disheveled-associated activator of morphogenesis 1
Exons: 9
Coding region: 109-4023 (1304 amino acids)
Biological process (GO): positive regulation of actin filament polymerization; actin cytoskeleton organization
Molecular function (GO): actin binding; small GTPase binding
Source: RefSeq, a predicted model, not a curated record